UUCCCUAUUUUGAACUUUUUAGAAUCUUAUCUCUAGUACUCUGAAAUUUUAAAAUAGUGAGUUGUGAAAUGGUUCCUUUUCACCCAUUUUGUGGGUACUCCCUGGGCUAUUUCGGUUGAGAUUCAGAACCUUCAGUUAUGAGGAACUUUGGUAAUCAUUCCUCCCCUCUGUUUUCUUUUUCUGAAACUUUUACUCAUCAAAUACCUCCUGGAUUGAUUACCUAAUUUUCUUGUAUUUCCAGUUUGCUAUGACUUUCUCUUUCAGCCCAUCUAUUAAUUUUUUACUAUUAUAUUUUUAAUUUCCAAGAAUGUUUUCUAUAGCAUUCUUUUCAUCAUUCUCAGACGUAAUACCUUCUUAUUCAUUACAAAAUGUUCCUCUGCUCUCUCUGCCUCUUUCAGUCUCUGUUUCUUAUGUUUGACAGCUCCCCAACUGCCUAAUGAGCCUUGGUUUUCUGUUCAAUCAAAUAAUGACGCACUAAAAGGUAGUCAGAUUCUCUUUGUGUAAGUCAGGGCAGGGUUUGUUGAGUGAGUAGCUCACUGAGUAAUUGUGGACUCAGCUCUUUCCUGGGUGAUCCUCAGAUAUGAAAUCAUGUUAACUUUAUUACUGAGAUGAUUUGUUUCCCUAUAGAGGAAUUCUUCAAUCCCCUAUUUGGGGGUAGAUGGUGGGGCAGAGCUUGGGGGCAGGAAAAAUUAUAGUAUAUAACUAUAAAUAGUAAACUUGGUUAUUGGUGCUGCAUAUUAAACUUUUAAAUCCUUGGCUAGAAAAUAGUAAGUUUUCAAUAAUUAUUUGAUGUCAUUAUAAUAUGUGAAAUGGGAUGAAUAAUAGUAUCUAACUCAUAGAGGAAUUUUAAGGAUUCAAAGAGGUGAUUCACGUAAGUCACUUACAUGUGCCUAGAAUCAUAAUAAUUUCUAAUAUAUGUGGAGUGCUUGUCAUGUGCAGUUACAUUUCUAAGAACUUUACAUGAAUUAAAUAAUUGAAUCCUCACAAUUUCUCCAUGAAUUAGAAACAGUUACUAAUAAUCCUACAAGAGAGGUGAUAUUAUUAUCUUAUUUCACAGAGAUGUCAAAUAACUUGCUCAAGGUAACAUAUCAGUAACCUGGGAUUUCAACUUGGGUCCUCUGCUUCAUAGCCUCCCUAUGCUGUCAUAGAUGUAAGCAUUUUAAAGAAUGAACAAAAGGUUAAGAUAGAAAUGGAUGUGUUAGGAUGCAGGAUUAUGAACUGGAGGAUAAUUAGAACUGAAAAAGGCAACUCAUUUAUAGGUGUUCUUGAUCCUAGACUUUGCAAGAUUCCUUUAGAACCUUACUUCAACCUUUGUUCCCAUCCUGUGACUGUGCAAGCUUUUGCAAUGAAGAGAAAACACAGGAUUGGAGACACAAAAUCAGAAAUUAAGAUUCUAAGCAUAGGCGGAGGUGCAGGUGAAAUUGAUCUUCAAAUUGUCUCCAAAGUUCAGGCUCAAUACCCAGGAGUUUGUAUCAACAAUGAAGUUGUUGAGCCAAGUGCUGAACAAAUUGCCAAAUACAAAGAGCUUGUAGCCAAGACAUCAAACCUUGAGAAUGUAAAGUUUGCUUGGCAUAACGAGACAUCAUCUGAAUAUCAAAGAAGAAUGUUGGAGAAAAAGGAGGUUCAAAAGUGGGACUUUAUUCAUAUGAUUCAGAUGCUGUAUUAUGUAAAAGACAUCCCAGCUACCCUGAAAUUCUUCCAUAGUCUCUUAGGUACCAAUGCUAAGAUUCUCAUUAUUGUUGUGUCAGGAAGCAGCGGCUGGGACAAGCUGUGGAAAAAGUACAGAUCACGCUUACCCCAGGAUGACCUGUGCCUAUAUGUCACGUCAGAUGACAUCACUCAGAUGCUGGACAACCUAGGGCUUAAGUAUGAGUGCUACGACCUUUUGUCCACGUUGGACAUAUCUGAUUGCUUUACUGAUGGUAAUGAAACUGCAGACCUACUUUGGGAUUUUUUGACUGAAACCUGCAACUUUAAUGCCACAGCACCACCUGAUCUCAAAGCAGAGCUUGUGAAAGAUCUACAAGAGCCUGAAUUUAGUACUAAGAAAGAGGGGAAGGUUCUUUUUAAUAAUAAUCUGAGUUUCAUAGUGAUUGGGGCAUAAUUAUCAAUCACAAAAGUAUAUUCAAAAAUUAUAUUUUGAACAACUCUGAUUGCUCAUUUAUUUCCAUAUUAAAAUUACAAACACAUACAUUAAUGUAGAUAAAGCACUGUUUGGAUAUGAGAAGUAGUGAAUUCCAAGACAUUAUUGGACUUCCAUUUGGAAUCAUAUGGGAUACUGCUGGUCUUAUCCUGUCCCUCCUCCGGGAAGAGAGACCACAUGCAGGCUCAACAUAACAUAAGCUAGAAAAAUUAGAAGACUGAAUUUCUAUGGCAUAUUGAUAAUAAAAUUCAUUCCAUUUGCUGAUUGUCUGAAAUUUUCUAGAAUAAUAAUAAAAUAUAUACUAUAGAUUCUUUAUUAGUGAAGUAUGCACUUAUCAAUACUUUGAACACAAAGCCUGUGUUACUGAUUUGGCCAUUUUGUGAAGAAAUAUUUCUCUUUGUACAUUCUUCUAUUGUACUUUUUAUCUCACUUUUAUUAAUUUUUAAGAGUAAGCACCUUUAGAAUAUUAAAAAUUAAUUCUUUAUCAUGUGUUGUCAUUUCUUCCCAUUGUGUUUCUCUUGUAAUUUUAUCUGUGAAUUAAUAGCUUUUUGUUUGUAUUUUUGAUAUACUGGAGUUUUCUAUUAUAUUCAGCCAAAUUUUUUAAAGUCUGGGCUUUGACACAUUUUAAAAGAGCUUCUAAAACCAAGGUUUUAGAAUACUAACAUUUUAUCAAAAUAUUAUAGUUUUGUUUUUUUCAAAAAAUGAAAUCUUUAAUAUGUUUGAAAUUUAGGUAAGUAUAACAGUGAGAACAAACUGUUUCCCCUCAAAAUAAUAGCCAGAUGUAUAAACAAAAUUUAUUGAAGAACAAAAAAACACAAAACUAAAACCUGUUCUAGCUUAAAAUGCACCUUUUACCAGAUUUCUAGGAAUUGCAUAAAUGCAAGAUUCUAGAAAACCUUCAAUGCAUUUUGAUACUUUAUAGUUUCUUAUGUCACUCUUAAGACCUCCUGUAAGACCAAGAGUCAUUUGGACUGUAGGAUUUCGGGGGGGUUGAAAACAUAUUUGAUGUUUCUUAUUUUUAAUAAUAACCCUCUAUCAUUUUUUACAUAAACAGUACAUAUCUUUAGAUAAGUAAAUAGCUAAUUUAAUAAUUAAUAAAUAAAUAUUUAAGUAUACAAAUAAUUAGUACUCCCUGUCAGAAACAAAACAAAAGUAAGGUUUUACUAAACAGCUCAUGAGCCCUCAUUCUGCCAAUGAGGAAGCCUUCAACACAGUGUGAUACUCACUCUUUCAUGUAAUAGGACUUCCAUGUAAUGCUGAUGUAUAAUCACUCUAAAAACUUAAACGAUCCCUCUCAAUCACCUAGUUUAUCCCCAGGGAAUAUACUGGCAUAGAGAGCCUAUUUACACUAAUAAGCUACCAAGCUUUGUUGUUCGUAAUAAGUAAGAUGGACUUGCAUUGCUCUCUCUUUUUUUUGGACAACUUCACCAGUGAUUUUUGAAUUAUAUGUUCCAACAAAUGAAACCACACGUCUCCAAUCAGAUUCCUGAGUAUGAACACUGAAUCAUUAAUCAUACUGAUAUGUGCUACUGACAAAGGAAAUCUGUGAGGCACAUAUGAUUGAUGGGUAUGGGGCCAUGAAGACCUGGAAGAGCUUCACCAGAAAUAUGGAAAUCAAGACUUUACAGAGUCUUUUGUAUAAAGCACACAUGCAAAAACAAACAAAAAUAGAACUAACAAUCCCAUUGAAAGAUGCAAAACAAUUGCAGUCCAUAGAUAGGUGUUUGUAAAUAUGGCCUUUUUCUCGUCCUUGUUAAACCUUUAGUAUACAAGGAUAAAUAAAUUCUCACCUGCUUAAUUUUAAUGCAAUUGAAACACACAGCUUUUUUAAAGACAGAAAUUCUGGGGAAAACCUACUAGUUAGCAAUGGGAAGCUAUAUAAUUUCAAGGGAUAAACCUAUCCCUGAUUUCUUCUUGCACUGUAUGAUAUUACCAAAAUUUGGGGCAGUCACAUACUGACUUUUCAGGUUUGUUCUUGUGUUUCAGAAAAAAGUGCUCGGGGUGAAUUUGGAAUGUUGUUUUAUGUAUCGUGGAUCUCUCAGUGUUUAACAUGGUGCCUUGGUAAAUGUUAAGUAAAGGGGCAUCAAUGAAUUCUUUCCUUCUCAAACAUUUAUUUUGUACCUUGUGUGUUCAUAUUAUUAUUAUAAACAGAGCUCAAGAAAGCCAACAAAGUUAUGUGUUGCCAUUAGUAUGAGUGUAAACCUUAACUUAUUUAGGACUCUUUCAGACACUUUUUUGCACGUAUUGUUAGGGCAUAUUGCCAAAACCCAAAGAGAAAGCAUGAUAUGGAGCACAGCAUUUUAGGGCUUGAUAUUUGCUUAUUAUAAAAAUUGGUGACUUUCUUAAUUAAAAACCCUGCCAUUCUGGGCCAUAAAAAUUAAGUAAUUUCUAAUGCACAUCCAUAAAAAGAGAUGCAAAGGCCAUAGAGAAUACUAGAUCUUAAGUCUGUGGAACUGCACAGACCCAAAUGUAUAUUUAAUGUAUUUUAAAUGUUUGUUUAAUGAGAAUAGCUUGCACAUAAUACUUUAUUAUUGAAAUCAUAUUUGUAUGUUUCACCUCAUCAGAAUGUUACUUCUAAGAAAAUGUGAACUUCUUGCGAAGUCCCACAGUGGAGUGAGUGGAUUAAAAUAACCUUGUUAAAUAAAGCUGAAAAGCCGGA
Macaca mulatta (Rhesus monkey) is the source of this 4802-nucleotide messenger RNA. It is a transcript of the gene HNMT, whose product is annotated as histamine N-methyltransferase. NCBI's taxonomy places the organism in Eukaryota, Metazoa, Chordata, Mammalia, Primates, Cercopithecidae. Gene Ontology annotation, molecular function: N-methyltransferase activity. The record is from RefSeq and is a predicted model, not a curated record.